Molecule: messenger RNA, 1049 nt
Organism: Carassius gibelio (silver crucian carp)
Lineage: Eukaryota; Metazoa; Chordata; Actinopteri; Cypriniformes; Cyprinidae
Product: 60S ribosomal protein L24
Exons: 5
Coding region: 75-569 (164 amino acids)
Biological process (GO): cytoplasmic translation
Cellular component (GO): cytosolic large ribosomal subunit
Molecular function (GO): mRNA binding; structural constituent of ribosome
Source: RefSeq, a predicted model, not a curated record
CAUUUGGAAAACUAGUUCCUUUAUAAACCGCUUACCCACAAUUCCUUUUUCUCUUCCCUGUCAGAAACGCCGCCAUGAAGGUCGAGCUGUGCAGUUUUAGUGGAUAUAAAAUCUAUCCCGGCCAUGGUCGGCGGUACGCCAGGAUCGACGGAAAGGUUUUCCAGUUCCUGAAUGCUAAAUGUGAGUCUGCUUUCCUGUCCAAGAGGAACCCCAGACAGAUCAAUUGGACUGUUCUGUACCGGCGCAAACACAAGAAGGGCCAGUCUGAAGAGGUGGCUAAGAAGCGCUCCCGUCGUGCAGUUAAGUUCCAGCGGGCCAUCACUGGUGCCUCACUGGCUGAGAUUCUGGCCAAGAGGAACCAGAAGCCAGAAGUGCGUAAAGCGCAGAGGGAGCAGGCCAUCAGGCGCACUUCCGGAAAAACUUGGGAUGUGGCCGUUUCUCACAGCAAGAAGACAAACGUUUCUGGAGAGGCAGAGGGCAGCAAAACGAAACCCUGCUGGCUGGUUAUCCAGGAUACUCUGUCUGGCGCAUGCAAUGAUGACGCAGUGAAUAGUGACUAUUCUUUCUGACCAAUCAGCAGUCUGCUGUGUUUUCAUGUUACAUUUUAGUAUCGCCUCAGCUCGCUCAGAACCGAGUCGCGUCAAGGUGAGCUGAUACGGUGUAGUGGAAAUGCACCAUUAGUGUUGCAUGACCAAGUAAAUGCACCUUCUCUAGUAAGCUUGUGUAGCGAAGUAGUUUGAAAUAUAAUCUGAGCAGAUAAACGGUCCAUGUGGAGUGAUUCAAAGGAGUUCCGUUUUGUUCGGUUUUUGGUGCAUAAACAUUAUCAAACAUCUAACUCCUCAAAUCGUUUUAUCAAAGAAAAUUAUAUUGUGAAAAUUAUCACUAUCAGAUUAUCGGCCAGCCCUAAUUUCAGCCUUAAACAGCAUUGUAACAUGUUACAAAUUGAGACAAGUGCAACAAAAACUGAACAUUUUCUUUCUAACUGUAUUUUUGAUCUGAUCUUUCAGAGCUGCAAAAGAGGCCAAGAAAGCUAAGCAGGCAACUAAGAA